Passer domesticus (house sparrow) is the source of this 2452-nucleotide messenger RNA. Its product is annotated as maestro heat-like repeat-containing protein family member 7. Gene Ontology annotation, cellular component: cytoplasm. The transcript is spliced from 15 exons. Bases 332 to 2299 code for a protein of 655 amino acids. Lineage: Eukaryota; Metazoa; Chordata; Aves; Passeriformes; Passeridae. The record is from RefSeq and is a predicted model, not a curated record.
UGCGCCGGGACAGGACAGGACAGAUCGGUGCUGUGAGGAGCCCCCACACAGCGCACUGGUUCACUGCUGACCCAUAGUUUUUCCUUGACCUUACUGCUGCAGGUGACCUCGAGGCCAGACCAGAGGACUUGGUGGCCUGUGGCCUUCUCGGGAUUUUUCUUCUCUAGGACCUCUUGAGUGCAGACCACGGGACUUUGUGACUUGGAGCUUUUCCAAGGCAUCUCCCAUUUUUGCGGCCUGUGCCCUUGAGGCCAGACCGUUGGACUUGUCAUCUCAAAGCUCUUCCAAAGCCUCUCUCUUGCAGGUGCCCUCAACACCGGAUUUUGGGAGAAUGGCAGAGAAACGCCAAGGCUUGUUCAGUAGGAAGAAGAGCAAAGACUCUUCAGCUGCCCCAGCAAAGCAGCGUAAGGUGGCAAAACAGUUCCAGCCACUGCAGGACAAUGCAGGGAAGAAGCCGGAACCCGGUCGUGGUAGCUUCAGCCAAUCACUGAAGAAUUUCAUUAUGUGUGGAAAGGCCGCAGAAAAGGAGGAUACAAACAAAUUUGGCUACAGGCCAACUGAUCUUAGCACAGCAUCAAUUGAAUGCGCAGAAAUGAGUAAUUACGUAGUGAAGGCUGACCAGGUGCCAGAAAUGGUGAGGAUUAUGCAUCAGAGGCUUGCAUCCCCUGAGACUGCUGAUGUCAGACUAUUCAUGAACAUUCUGAGGAUGGCUGAAGAACACCCUACUGGUGUGGUGCUGACCCUCCUGCGCUGUGCCCCAACGUGUGACAGAGCUGCUGUAAUGAUGUGGAGAACUAUAGGCUCGUCGAGUCCCACAGUGGAGAAAGUGCUGCCAACACUGAUCUGUGUAAUGGAGGAUUGGCCUGUGCACAGCAUGUUCACGUCUGAUGGGGAUGACACAGAUGUUUUUGCCCUGGCUGCAACUCUGGUGCUCUGGGUGAUUAUCCAGGUGCCCAAGUGCCAAGAGGCAACGCACAAUUAUGCCCCCCACCUGCUUGUGGCUCUGGUAGUUCAAAUUUGUGACAGCACCGUGCAUUCUUCUGAGGAGGUUGACACCUUUUGGAAGCAAUGCCAGGAAGAACACCACCUUAACACAAACCCCAGCAGGUUUGCAGUGCAGACUAUGAAGGCUCUGCUCUGCCGACUGCGGUGCGACAAUGUGGUCAUGGAAAUGGGACGCAAGCAUGGCUGGGACACGCUGCUGUGUGCUGACACCCAGCACUAUGCCGUGGGUCUGCUGGCCAGGGUGAUGCGCCGUGACUUCGUCCCCUUGUGUUCUCGCAUCGCACUCCACCUGCUUGGGCUGCUCAGCAUGGAAGGGCAUCGCUGGGAUCUGCCCUUCCUGGCAUUCCUUGUGGAGGUCCUCGAGUGCCUGGACUUGAAGGAAUGCAGUGACAGCGUGCUGGAGAUCAUGUCAAGGUACCUGCAGAACGAGUGCAGGGAGCGGCGUCGCUUGGCGCUCAGAGGCCUCGUGGUGCUCAGCAAGGAUCCCUCGAUGGCCAGGAGAAUGGGCACCGUGUCUCAACGGCUUGUGGAUGUGCUGGGUGAUGCAGAUGGAGAGGUGGUCAGGAUGUCCCUCUCUGUCUUCAUGAAUGUUCUCCAGUACAAGAAUAUCCUGGUAUCCAGCACCACUGCCCCAAAGCUAGCUGAGGCACUCCUACCACUCUUUGACCACGACAACAGUCACGUGCAGCUGCUCUCCAUUCAACUUUUUGAAAAGGUGAUGGACUUAGUAGUGGAUGAGGGGAAAAAGCCCCUGAAGAGAAUUGUGAGCCAGAGCCUGCUCCCACUCUUCUUGCACUGCCAUGAGGAGAACCAGCGUGUGGCAGAGGCCUCUAUGAAAACGCUGCAUUGUGCGACCGGGUUCCUGAAGAAGAGGGGUCUGAAGCAGCUGGUAAAGAAGGAGAAGCUACCAAAGUUUGGCAAGUGCCUGCUGGCAGAGGACACGAGCCGAGCGGCCGAGCAGCUGCGCCGGGCCCUGCCCUACCUGGAGAGCCCACAGGAGUCCCUGCGAGAGGCGGCCAUCAGGUUCAUGGGGAUGGCCGGGCGGCACCUGAGGGGACAGCCAGCAGAGCUUCACGUUCUCAGUCAGGCCCUUGAAGCCAUGAGCAAAGAUGACAGCCCAUCCUCCACUAAUCUGGAAAUUCAGGCAAUUUUUGGACAAAGAUCUGCAGAACUAAGGUCAUCUGCUGGACUCAGAGAACCAGGGUCCCAAGAACACUAUCAGGAGACUGUGAAGAGACCACCACCACUCAAUGUCACUGGAGCUCCCGGCACAGCUGAUGCUGGCCAUAGCUGAGCCUGUGGGAGGCUCCCAUAGCUCCUGCCUUCUCCCUCCCUGUUGAGAGUUCCCUCCCUCCAGCCCUCAGACCCUCCCCACCCCUUUUUUUUGCCCCCAUCUCAUCCCUUCACUUUCCCUUCCAUUAAUAAACAGUUUGGUUUUCCCCCCUUA